AUGGCACCCACCACACGAUCUCAUCAAUCAACACCUGUACCAGAGUCGGAGUCGACAUCCACAGCAUUCUCACCUUCCCCUUCGCUCGGUGGCGAUAUCAAGCAGAGACCCAGGGAGGGCAGUCGAAGUAGGACGAGAGAGGAGGUUUGGGACCCUAAAUAUGCUGUUGACCUUGCGAUCGACGAGAAUGUCUUCCUCUUUGUACCCAACCUCAUAGGAUACGUGAGGGUAUUAACGGCCGCCGCCUCAUUGGUGUUCAUGCCCUACCAUCCUAAGUGGUGUACUACACUGUACUUUGUCAGUUGCAUGUUAGAUGCUUUUGACGGUAUGGCAGCUAGAGCUUUGGGUCAAACUUCCAAAUUUGGUGCUGUACUGGAUAUGGUCACUGAUAGAUGUGCAACUGCAUGUUUAUUGACUUUCCUCACUUCCGUUUACCCCAAUUGGUCAUUACUCUUCAUGUUCCUCAUCACUUUGGAUUUCUCUUCUCAUUAUAUUCACAUGUACUCAUCUUUGGUAACUGGUUCAUCAAGUCAUAAAACCGUUACUUCAGAUGUAUCUCGUAUUUUAUGGUAUUACUAUAACGAUUCGCGUACACUUUUCUUUUUCUGUUUCGCUAACGAAGUAUUCUUCGUAUGCCUAUACUUAAACGCAUUCUGGUUAACUCCCAUCACAUCUUCUUUCCCCAUUCCUACAUUUUUGAUCAACACCGAGUACGCUUUGAUUCAGCAGAACCCCAAGCUAUUUGGAUAUAUUGUAUAUCACUUGAAGAAUUUGACUUGGCCUCAGGUCGUUGGACUUUUGACCUUCCCCAUUUGUGCGGGUAAACAGAUCAUCAAUGUAGUUCAGUUCUGGAAAGCUUCGAAGAUCCUCGUCGGCGUUGAUUUGGCGGAGAGACAAACUGCAAGAAGAGAAAAAGCUUUGAAAGCCCAUCAACAGAAAUAG
Molecule: messenger RNA, 942 nt
Organism: Kwoniella botswanensis
Lineage: Eukaryota; Fungi; Basidiomycota; Tremellomycetes; Tremellales; Cryptococcaceae
Exons: 7
Coding region: 1-942 (313 amino acids)
Biological process (GO): phosphatidylinositol biosynthetic process
Cellular component (GO): Golgi apparatus; membrane
Molecular function (GO): CDP-diacylglycerol-inositol 3-phosphatidyltransferase activity
Source: RefSeq, a predicted model, not a curated record